This is a messenger RNA of Penicillium brevicompactum, 534 nucleotides long. RefSeq names its product transcription factor domain-containing protein. Bases 1 to 534 code for a protein of 177 amino acids. The record is from RefSeq and is a predicted model, not a curated record. NCBI's taxonomy places the organism in Eukaryota, Fungi, Ascomycota, Eurotiomycetes, Eurotiales, Aspergillaceae. The transcript has a single exon.
AUGUCGGAUUUGCAAACUCCAGAUCAAAGUGGAAACAGUUCCGAUGCGGAGGAACCAGAUAUGCUGAGCUCCAUUGAAUACGACUUAGUCGAGCUUGAGCAAGAAACUAUACAACUGAGCUCGAUAAAUACUCCAGAAGAGGUUGAGCACAGCGGUCAAAUUUCGCAGUUAUACCGACUGGCAGGGUUGAUCUAUCUUGAGCGCGUUCUCAAGGACGCUCCCACAAAGGGUCGACUGGCGCGAUGGACUGCAGACGCCUUUCACAUCGUGAAACAAUUGGAUAUCUGCGAGCGACCAUUUCCUAUAUUCUUUGUCGCCUGUGAAGCACGCACCGAUGAAGAGCGCCAGGUCAUCCUAGCUAUCUUGGAAAGAACACAACAGCGAUCAAUUGGGAAUGGAUCAUGUCUGCUACAGCAGAUGAUAGAAUCCAUGUGGGUCCAGCAAGACCUAGCAUCCGACUCUGAAGAGAUGAAUUACGUCGAUGUGCUCAAUGCCACGAUAUCUUCAAGUGAAUUGUUGCCUACAUUGGCCUGA